This is a messenger RNA of Brassica rapa (field mustard), 6110 nucleotides long. RefSeq names its product ethylene-responsive transcription factor TINY. Gene Ontology annotation, molecular function: DNA binding; DNA-binding transcription factor activity. Gene Ontology annotation, biological process: regulation of DNA-templated transcription. Lineage: Eukaryota; Viridiplantae; Streptophyta; Magnoliopsida; Brassicales; Brassicaceae. The record is from RefSeq and is a predicted model, not a curated record.
ACGUAACAUGACUCUAAUGAACUAUUGAAUGUAUAUAUAAAAAACUAUUGAAUGUAUCUAGUUUAGUUUGUUACUAGGUAAUAAUCCGCACACGGAAUAAAAUAUUUUAUAAAAUAUUAUUAAAUAAAUAAGUUUUUCAAAAUUAUUUUCAAAAUAGUAACAAAAAUAAGUAAAAUAUCAUUUAACGAUUUAAUCAAAUUAAAAUUGUAAAAUUUUUAUAUUUCUCACUUAAAUAUAAUGCAUUUUCUAAAAUUUUGAAAAUAAAAUAUUUUAUAUUUUAUAUGGUAUAUAGUUUAAUUUAAACGAUAUUAACUAGAUAUAUACUUCAAUAUGUAUAUAUAGUAAAUGAAACUUCCUACUCAUAUAGUUGUAUGAUCAUUUAUUUUUUGUUAUAACAAAAAGCUUUAAAUCAUUAAUCACAAAAUUUUCAGUGUAAGAUUUUAAUUUUUUUUAAUAAUUUAUAGUUAUUUUAAAAAAUUCAAAAUAUAACAUAUAUUAAAAAUCUAAAUGUUUUUUCAUAUCAUUGAUGUAAUUGUUUAAUUUAUUUUAAUAAUAUAAAGUAAAUAAAAUGAUAUAGGAUAAAAAAAUUGUUAUCAAAUCACUAUUAUUCAAAAUUAUUAAAUGGCAUAUAUUCUAAUUACACCAUAGCUUUUAUUUGAGGAAAGAAUGAAAAUUAUUUUGGUAAAUUACUAAUUAAUUUUAGGCUGUGUAUUAUAUGUUUAGAUAGACUAACUUAUGUAAAAAAAAAAUUAAGAGUCAUUCUAGUAAUGACAUAUGUCAUAUAUCACAAGUUAUAAUGUUUCUCAAUUAAUAUAUAAGAGAUUUUACAAAUCUUCUGGUUUGGUUUGAGGGGGUUGAGAAAUCAUGAUUUUUGAAUGUUUUGUUAAAUAUUUAACCUAAUAUCGAAACAUGAACGCGGUAUUGAAAUUUCGGAAGCUAUAAAUAAUUUCGUAAUAACUUAAUGACACUUUUAAAAUAAUUUUGAAAACAUAUGUUUAUGUAAAUUAUUUCUUGAAAUUUAGAGGUUAUAGAAUAUUUUAUUUAUUUAUCUAUGUCUAUGACCGGCUAUGAAUAUUAUAGAUACUGUAUGUGUGUUAUAAUAUGAUAACAAAUUAGAAGGUGAAAAAAAUUGAGAAAUUAUAAUGAUGUUUAGGAACUGCAGAGUUUAAGGCUUAGACACAUUGCUCAACGGGAAUCUCUUGGUUAGCGAGAGAGGGAGAGAGAGCGAGUUAGGAGAUUACUUUUGUAGUAAUCCAAACACAAGAAUAGCUAGCUUGAAAAAUGAAUGUUUAAUCACUCUUUUUACAUUAGACUAUAUCAUCCAUAAAUAUCUAAAUAUCAUUUCAUCCGGUUCUGUCUAGAAUAAGGAGAGUGAAUAGCAGUUAAUCAAUUCUUACAAUCGGAAAAUUCAUAUUCCCUGUUUUAGUCCUUUCCUCUCACAUCCACCUACCGUUAUGGUUUUACCUUAUUAUAUACGUUGACCAACUUUAGUGUUUGGUAACUAUUUUGUGUUAUCGAUCUCUAAAAACUAUCGCAAAUACAUUCUGAUUUAAGAUCGUAUAAUUAUAAGAUUUAACAGCUUUAAGUUCUCUUUUCGAAGACAUAAUAUACUAGAAAACACUAACAAAUCUGUCUAAUCGCUAUCUUCCACCAAAUGAGUGGCGACUAACAACUUUCAGACCUCUGAUUGCCGGUUGCCACAGCCAUAUAAAUAUUUAGUUUUAAAUAGGAGUAUUAAUUUUAUAAUGCAUGUAUGCAUACUGAACAUGCGGUUAAGAAACGUAAAACGUCCUUCCUUGUUGCUACUUGAAUUAGUAUAUAUGUCAUAUUCAAAAUUGUAACUAACUUCUUCUUCUUUUUUUCUCUAGAAUAUGUCUUUAACUUGGAUGUUUAUGUUAGACUAGUUCCAAAACAUAUAAAAGCUAUAUAGAAUAAAAUAGGCAGUUGACAAUAAAGUAUAUAAAAUAUGUAGAUAUUAUAAACAAGUUUUAUGGAAAAAUUGUAUAAAGUUGUAAUAUUUGAAUCAUUCUCAAAGCUAACGCACCCCUGCCACGACCCACCAACAAAGUUUAGUUAUUCGAUUUCACAUGUGUGAAAACCGGUUUAUCUUGAAUCAUUUGUUUUUGGGUUCUGACCCUCCUUUCUAUGACACCAAUUAGCAUAACAAGGUUUUGGUGAGUGGAGAUUCUAUAAUUCAAUAUUAUAUGUAAUUUAAAUUCACAUGGAGGCUACUGCUAGACACUACAAUCGAACCGGCAAAAUCAUAAAAUAUCAUAGUCAACCAAUUUACUACAAUAUACUAACUAUUAUUUACAAUUUUUAUACUUAGAAUAUUACAAUGCAUUACGUUUCUAAGACUGAUAAAGCUUUAUAUAUUUUGUUUCUUUAAAUAGUUCGGCGAAAUGAAUAAGAGAUGCAAGGAUCUUGACUGAAAACGUGAAUGCAGAAAUCUUAUAAGACUUUGCAGCUUAACAAUCUCGAAUCUAAUUUGUCAGCUUAAACUCAUAUGAAUCGUAUUUACUUAUUAGAGGAACCUUAUAUGUAUUUAUAUAAAUACAUACAAAUAAAUGUAGUUAAUUUAAUAAGUAAAUUGUUUCUGUAAUGACAAACAUGAUGAUGAUUGAGAUCACGACCAGGAUAAUUGUACAGUGCAUUUGAGUUUGAAAACUUAAAAUAAUUAAAAACAGUUGACACACCAUUUUCAACAAGAAGGAGAAAAUUCAUAAAAAUCUGAUGAAACGUCACGAUCAUGUAUUACAUAAUAAAAGAUUUAUUCAGUCGGCACUGGGCACUACAAAAUAACUUAUCUCUUUAUAUCGAUGUUGUCUUGAAUUCUAAAGGGAACUUUUAUUUAUUUAUAUAUUAAUAUUUAUCUGAAGAGAAUCAGAAAUAGAAAUUUAAUUGCAUACUAGAUCAUACUCUUCUACAUAAUUGCAUUAGUUGUUUUCUAUUUUUCUUUAAUUUCAAAUUACAAUAAAAAAACAUUAUGGUUUAGUAAUAAAUAGCAUUAUAGCAUUACUAAUAAACAUGAUUUCUAAAUGAAUAAUAGAUUAAUGAUGUAUUAUUUUCUAAUUAUAUUUUAACACAAGCAUAGCCUAUAUAUAGAUGCUGAAGGAUGCCCUUUUCAUCAGUAUAUAUAAAAUAUGAUUACGCUAUAUUUCAGUAUUUGUAACAUUUAUCCAAUUUUCAAGUGCUGAAGAUUAAUUUUGCUAAUAUGAUCAUUUUAGAACUAUUGUUAGAAAUAAAUGUCAUCAGCUUACUAAAACUAUUUUUAUUUUUUAUAUUAUAAAUUUAUGGAUAUUUUAUUAAAUAAAGUAUUUUUGUUAUUUGAUAACCAAAUUGUUCUACUAUUCUACUGUGUGUUUUAGAUUUGACCCAGACCUGCACCCACAUUGAUAAAUCCAGCGAUCCAAUCAAUAAUUCAGUUUGGGUUUAGUGUAGAGAUUUAAUUAUUAUACAUAUCUUAGAACUUGGAUUUUUUUUUAAAAAAAACUUAAAAUGGUUCAUCUGUUUUAAAAAGUUUGUUGAUUUUCUAAAGUCUGUACAUAAGUUACUAAAUGCACAAAAAGAAAAAAAGUACGUAAGUUAGUUUUAAAAAUAAAGUCAGUACGUAAGUCGCAGACAAAUAUUGGACCAUGAUUUUCCAAGGUCUAAAGAUGGAUUAAAACGUGUUGUAGUAAAGUAGAAAAUAUUUAAUGCGUGAAACCUACAUAUAUAACAUCAUAUCAUUAAUGAUGGCUAGAACUAACAGAUUAUAACUAUUAUGUCAAGUCUGAUGACGAUGUGUGAUGGAAAAUUUGCCAGAGCAAUAAUAGAUUUUAUGGAUAAUCAAAAACGCAACAUGACGAACCAACUCACGAUAAUCAGAAAAUGCAACUCGUUAACAAGUAAGCAUAUGAAUACAUUACUCUUUAAACGUUUGACAAAAGGAAAGAACUUGUAGAAACGGAGGUCGAUCUCUAAAUUUCAUUUGUUAUCAGCCAGUAAACUCAUAUAUUCAUUCGAGAUUAGAUCGUUUUAAACCACUCCAUUCACUCGAAACUUCGUCUAUCACGUUACCCUGUUCUUUCGUUAGUCUUGUACUUAUUCUAACUUAAGCGUCAGAAAAUUAUUAGGAGAACAACCUCCUCAUUAUGUCGUGAUUCUCACCAAUGCUGCAGGUUUGAAUAAUUUGUAGACCAUGUUUAAAAAAUAUUAACGAUAUAUUUAAAUAAGUAACUAUAUAAUUUUAAAAAUAAAUAAUUUAUCUAUUUGGUUAACUUUUAUUUUAAGAUUAUACACUUUAAAUUUAGAAGUAUAAUUAAAAAUUAAAAGUUUAGAAUCUAAUGUAUAUAUAAUUAUUUCAAAAAAAUUAAGAAUUUUUUCUUCUACAAUCAGAAUGUUAUUUAACAGUUUCACUUGCACAUGACAAAAAAUGACCUUGAUUUUCAUUAUUAGUUAAUAUCAUUUGUUUUAAGUCUGAUAACCCUUUUAAAGUUCAAACCUAUUCCAGAAUACUAUAAAAUUAAUACUACAAGUUAGCAUUCAAAUUUACUUUCAAAUAACAUAUAAAUAAUGACUAAAGUAGCAGCAUGAAGAUGUAAAAAUAUUAUCAUUUAUCAUAAAUAUCCUAUCAUCCUUAGAACACACAUCUUAAUUUUGCUCAAUAGUAAACAAAAAAGAAACCCAAGAAUAGAUUACUCAUAGAAGAAAAAACAACCAAAAAUAUGGACUUAAUUUCUGUUAAGAUAAUAGGAUCGUAUUAUUUUGGAGUAAAGGCAUGUAUGGAUUUAUGUUGUUGUCAUGAUUAAUAAAAAAAAAUGUACGGGUCUUUUAAGAGCAAGCAUAUCGAAAUCAAAUUUAGCAUGUGGGUCCUUUUUUCUUUUUUUCACUAAACUUAGUGAAAUAUUUGUCCCAUAUCUCCCCUAUACCCACUACCACACCUCCAAAACAAUUCUUGUAUAAAUAAGGGAGUGAUCGAGAAAUGUAGACAAAUGCCCAUUAAACUCUGCCUCUCACUUUCCUUCAUUAACUCAUUCCCCAAAACAACACAUUUUUAUCAAAUUCUCAAACUUUUUUCUUUAACAUCAUUCCUUUUUACCACCCAAAACCUCCAAUUCUAAAAACAAACAAUGGUUAAUUUGUUAUUGGUGUCUUUGGUAUAAAGCUCUUCUUACAAGAAAGAUCACCAAUGAUAGGUUUAGAGAGUACGUCCAAGAACUCUUCGACUAACUCAGUUAGUCAAGAGAACACGAGAGAGACCAAACCGGUUAGAGAUUCUGGUAAGCAUCCGGUUUACAGGGGUGUCCGAAAGAGGAGCUGGGGAAAAUGGGUGUCGGAGAUAAGAGAGCCGAGGAAGAAAUCUCGUAUAUGGCUCGGAACGUUUCCUUCACCGGAGAUGGCGGCGCGUGCACACGACGUAGCUGCUUUGAGCAUCAAAGGAACCUCCGCGACACUUAACUUUCCUGACCUCGUGGGCUCUUUCCCACGGCCAAGCUCUCUCAGCCCUCGAGACAUCCAAGCCGCAGCUCUCAAAGCUGCACACAUGGAGAUCAUUAUGACGACCUCACAGUCUUCUUCUUCUUCGUCUUUAACGUCUUCUUCUUCGCUAGAGUCUCUUGUGUCUUCCUCUGCGACUGGCUCGGAGGAGCUAGAGGAGAUUGUUGAGCUGCCGAGUUUAGGGUCUAGCUAUGAUGGUACGACUCAGCUAAGUAAAGAGUUCAUUUUCUUUGACUCGGCAGACUUUUGGGUUUAUCCACCACAUCAGUUGUCAGAAGUUGAUUAUGAGAUGAUUCCUGGGUCAUUAUCACAGGAUUGGGAUCUUCCAGGACUGUUUAAUUAUUGAGUUAUAAUCAUAUAAAACAUACUCUAUAUAUGGGUACUAGUUAUGAUGUUUUAACUAUGUUUUAGUGAACCCUUUAUUUUGUGGUGGGUUUGAGUUAGGGUUAUCUGUCUCUGGUCAUCUUUUCUCAAUGUGUGUUCGUGUGUGUGUGUGAGUGAGCUCCAUAUAUCAAUACUUGUACAUAAUUCUCGUUUUUUUUCUUAAGUCAGUGUUGAAAUUUCUGAAAAUAAAUAAUAUUGGACUAGUAGCCAAUAUAAGGCCACGUACCAUAUGUUGAAUGAUGUUGAAU